Molecule: messenger RNA, 1932 nt
Organism: Lolium rigidum
Lineage: Eukaryota; Viridiplantae; Streptophyta; Magnoliopsida; Poales; Poaceae
Product: L-ascorbate oxidase homolog
Exons: 6
Coding region: 146-1789 (547 amino acids)
Molecular function (GO): oxidoreductase activity; copper ion binding
Source: RefSeq, a predicted model, not a curated record
ACGACCGCCCAAGCCAAAGCCAGCAGCUCCAGCCAUAAAGCCAUCUCUGUCUCUCGAGCUCUCGCUCUCUGCCACUCGCUCACUGGUUCCAGAUCUUGAGACUCGUCCCGGCCGGCGCGGUGUAUCCGGAACGGAACCGUUAGCAAUGGCAACAAGGGAUCCGAGGUUUUCGCUGCCACUGGCGUGGUGGUGGGUGCUCCUCCUGGCGGCGGCGGCGAAGCUCGCCGGCGCAGAUGACCCGUACCGCUACUUCGACUGGACUGUUACCUAUGGCCCCAUCAACCCGCUCGGCACCACCCAGCAGGGCAUCCUGAUCAACGGGCAGUUCCCGGGCCCUCGCAUCGACUGCGUCACCAACGACAACCUCAUCGUCAACGUCGUUAACAACCUCGACGAGCCAUUCCUCAUCACAUGGAACGGGAUCAAGCAGCGGAAGAACUCAUGGCAGGACGGCGUGGCGGGCACCAACUGCCCCAUCCCGCCGGGCGCCAACUACACCUACAAGUUCCAGGCCAAGGACCAGAUCGGAACCUUCACCUACUUCCCCUCCGUCGCGCUGCACCGAUCCGCUGGUGGCUUCGGCGCCCUCAACGUCUACCAGCGCCCCGCCAUCCCCGUCCCCUACCCGGCCCCCGACGGCGACUUCACCCUCCUCGUUGGUGACUGGUACCUCGCCGGCCACGACCAGCUCAGGCAGACACUCGACUCCGGCGCGCCGCUCCCGUUCCCGGACGCGCUGCUCGUCAACGGCAUGCCGUCCGACAUCUUCGUCGGCGACCAAGGCAGGACAUAUCUGUUCAGGGUGUCCAAUGUCGGGAUGAAGACGUCCAUCAACUUCAGGAUCCAGGGCCAUUCUCUGAGGCUGGCGGAGGUGGAAGGCACGCACCCAGUGCAGAACGUCUACGACUCCCUCGACGUCCACGUCGGCCAGUCAGUGGCGUUCCUCGUCACCCUCGACCAGCCGCCAAUGGACUACGCCGUCGUGGCAUCGACACGGUUCAACCCGGAUAGCACCAGCGCGCUGACGUCCGUCGGGACGCUGCAUUACAGCAGCGCCACCUCCAGGGCGCCCGGCCCGCUCCCGGAGGGGCCACCGGAGACAGCAGACUGGUCCAUGAACCAGGCAAGGUCGUUCCGGUGGAACCUGACGGCCAGCGCCGCUCGGCCCAACCCACAGGGGUCGUUCCACUACGGCACGAUCCAGACGUCGAGGACCCUGGUGUUCGCCAGCUCACCGCCAGUGGUCGUCGCCGGGCAGAAUCGGUACGCGGUGAACGGCAUCUCCUUCGUUGUUCCCGACACGCCUCUCAAGCUCGUGGACACCUACAACAUCGCAAACGUGAUUGGCUGGGACAGCGUCCCGCCGAGGCCCGACGGCGGGGCGCCCCAGUUGGGGACGCCGGUGGUCAGGCUCAACCUGCACGAGUUUGUCGAGGUCGUGUUCCAGAACACCGAGAACGAGAUGCAGUCCUGGCAUCUUGAUGGAUACGAUUUCUGGGCUGUCGGGUACGGCAACGGCCAGUGGACUGAGAAUGAGCGGCCAAACUACAACCUAGUCGACGCUCAAGCAAGACAUACAGUUCAGGUGUACCCAAACGGAUGGUCCGCGAUCUUGGUGUCGCUGGACAAUCAAGGGAUGUGGAACCUGAGGUCGGCGAACUGGGAUCGGCAGUACCUCGGCCAGCAGCUGUAUCUGAGGGUCUGGACGCCGGAGCAGAGCUUCUCCAAUGAAUACAGCAUCCCAACGAACGCCAUACUCUGCGGGAAAGCUGCUGAGUAUGCACACUGAGGAAGAACAACAAUAAGUCUAUACUACUAUAUUAUAUAUAGCUGAACUGAAGAUCAUAAUUACGAUUUUCCGGAAAUAUGUACUCUGCCUAAAAACUGAUGUACUACCAUUCUUUGAUGAUGUCAGUAUUUCACCUCCUUAUG